AUGAAAAUUCUCAAAACAGGCUCUAAGAAGGACAGAAAGAACGCGAAAGAUGGUGGAGUUAGCGCCGCGGUGACGAAACUCGCCGCGGGCAAGUUUGCUCCUUCCAAGAGUCCCCCCUCCGAUGCGUCGUCGCCUCCCGUCAACUCCCCCGACAUCAGACCCAUUGCUCAAGGCUCGUCACCCUACGAUGGGCACCCCACCAUCUCGCCGACCCUGGAUGCCCUCUCCACGACGUCUGUGUCCGCGAGUACUGCUGCAAGUACAAACCACGAAUGGGCAAGAGGAGGCCUUGCUGGUUCUCCGGGAAACUUGAUUAGCCUCAUGGGUGAAUCUCCGCCUACCCAGCCGUCCUCCUACGAGGAUUCCGGUCGCCUCCACCACGGGUGGGCUGUCCAGCGCCAGUCCUUGACUCCCCAAACUGCGUCGCCCUCCCCUCCCAACAGCAUGCCAAAUCAUAUGAAGCGCCCACUCAGCUUCCAAAUGGAUGCCCAGUAUCCACUUGAGGCCUACCAUCAACCGGCUGCAGCUGCAGCCUUUCGCCGUAGCUCCAUGCAGUCGCAGUUGUCCCACGCAAGAGUUGGUUCUCACCCUCCACUUCCCCACCAACCGCAGCCGCAUUUUUAUGGCGCCCCGGAUAUCGAUUUCGACAUGGCCUCCAAAGCCGGCUUGAAGGCUGGUGACAAAGGCUACCAUUUUGGCUUCGACAAUCUGCCGUCUCCCCACACCGAGCUUGUUCCGGGAUCGGACAACGUCGCACUGGCGGGGUACGAGGGUGGCCUGGAAGUCUACUCCGUGACCAAACGCGGCCUCGACCGUGUUGCCGGCCUCAAGGGACUUCGGGGUGGUGUGUACAACGCAAAGAUUCUGCCUUGGUCCACUCCAAAUGACCAGGCUGAGCUUGGCCCUCUGGUCGCCGUUGUUGUCCACGGUCCAGUUCUACCACAGACAUCGCCAGAAAUCGCCAUUCAAACUGCAAAUGAGACCAUCGCUGAAGAGCGCGAAGUUCCUGACAGCCCCCGAGCGGACGGCAGCCAGAAAGGAGGGCCCUCUGGGCGGUUCACCCCUGCGAUCGAGUUCUACCAGACUUCCGUUGAGUUACACUCCCUGAAGACGGGGAAGCUUGUUGACGUACUUCUUCAAGCUCCAAAAGUGCCUCUUUCAACGCCGGUGACGAGCCCAAUCUUCAAGGCGCCACCUCCCACAGGCGCGUUCACCGUCAAGGCCGAUGCUGGCAACAUUGUCAUAGCUUCAGGCGUGAGCGGAGAAUGCUGGGUUUACCGACAAAUUGUGGAUGUUGUCGACAGUCCUGUUCGCUUCGGUUGCAUGGGAAAGCUUUGGACCAGCCUUCAACAACUCCCAAGAGGGGAAGUUGCGGAAGAAGCGGAGCGAAGACAUUCGCCCGCACCGCCGCGUCCUAACCCUCAAACGCCGAUUCUGUCGCUCAACGGCAAGUGGCUCGCCUACUGCCCUCCCGCCGCCAAUUCACAGAUCGCCCUUCGCGCACACGUACCGGUUCCCAUCUUUGGCAAGGCUCCCGGCAUUGCCUCGGUAACUUCGCCUGUGGUUCCUGGUGUUACCGGCGCAGUUGACUCUCCCAUGGCAGAGAGCAUGGUGAACAAGAUCAUGCGCGAGACCACGCAGGAAUUGAUCUCUGGUGCGAAAUGGGUUGGCCAGCAAGGCUUGCAGGCCUGGAACUCGUACUGGAACAAGAGUGCGAACCAAACGCCGCCCCAACAGCCGAGAUCGCCACCACUCGCAGCCCAGCAGUGGGCUGGUUCCUACCCUCCCCGUCACGAUGCGCCUCAGUUCCCGCCAACUCAUGGUACGCCGGGCCAGGCGGUCACUAAGGAUCCCGGUCUUGUCUCUAUCCUGGACCUGGACAGUCUGCCAACUUCGGCCGUGUUGCAUCCUCUGAUCACGUUUGCUUCUCCUCUCGGAUGCAGCUUCUUGUCAUUCUCGCCGACGGGCCUGUCGCUGUUCACAGCAAGCGGCAAGGGCGACGUGCAAACCGUUUGGGACCUGAUGUGCAUACAAUACACCAAGUCUUCCCCACUUCAGGUACUGGCGUCUAACAGCGCGAUGGGCCCGAGAGUACGUCAAGUCGCCCAGUUUUCGCGAAUGACUGUGGCCCGAAUCGUCGAAGUUGCAUGGUCGAAGCCCAAUGGAGAGCGAAUCGCCAUGGUCACUGAACGAGGAACUGUUCAUCUUCUGGACAUGCCAUCGAGCGCAUUUACUUGGCCUCCCCCUCGCCGCCGCAAGGCAACGGAAGAGAAUGGAGCUCCCGCGUCGGACGCCCCUAGCUCUGCUGUCUCCAUUGCUUCUAGUGCCUUUGGUGCAGCCUAUCAUGCAGCCAGGCCUCUCAUCACUCGGCCGCGUAGGAGCAGCUCGAAUGCGCAAGGCGUGGCACACGGCAACUUUGUCGAUUCUGCGAGUGUUGGUGGCAGGGCGAUCGCUGCCAGCAUUAGCCAUUCCCUCGGCAAGACCGGUGUUGCCAUCAACCAACUGCGUCACACAGGAGAAAACCGCGUGUCUCUGCCGCAAAGCCAAUGGCUUCCCACAGCUUCAUGCGUCGUAUGGAUUACUGGUAGAAAGUACCACACGCUUUACGUUGUGGGCGAUGGUCUCGUCCGCUCUUACCCAUCCAAAACCCGUCGCCCUGCACCGACGCCUCCAAAGCAGCGAAUGCCAAGAGGUAGUCGGUACAAGGACUUCAAGGUGCCAGCGCUGCCAGAUGAUGGAUUUGCCCCUGCAGUUAGGCAAUUCAUCGACUCAGAUGAAUAUCUUGACUUGUCCGAUCGAGAGAUGGACGCUGGCAAUACGUUGACUCUGGACCCUCGUGCUAGACCCCUGCAUGCUGAUCUGAGCGCCGAGGCAUCGAUCCCGCAAGCUGAGAUAGAAUCCAGCGCACCUUACCAGCCCUUCCAUACCGACAGGCGUGUGUCUCUCUUCGAGUACAAUGAACAAGCCUCGAACCCGACUCCCUCGCUGGCUGCACUCAUGGCUGAGACCAACCUCGACGAGCGACCCACGCCCAAGCAGAAGAAGCGGCAACAGCGCCCCCAGGUCUCAUACAACCCGGUGGAGCCGAACACUUCCCAAGCAUGGGCGUUUGGUCAGCCGCUCAACAUGGUUCGGCUGGACGUUGGACACCACUCGGUUUCAGAAGAUGAAUUCAACAUCUCGGAUGAUCACCGGGCGCUUCCGUUGUCUUCGAUGGAGAGAGUCAUGCAUCGUGGGGGGAAUGGUGACGAGAUUGUUGUCACUACUCGGAGACGACGUGGAGCUCGUCAUGCGGAGGAUGAGGAUGGUUUUUUCGAGGACGAUUGUGAAGUCCUCGACUUUGCUGAUCAGAGAGUUUGA
Molecule: messenger RNA, 3360 nt
Organism: Colletotrichum chrysophilum
Lineage: Eukaryota; Fungi; Ascomycota; Sordariomycetes; Glomerellales; Glomerellaceae
Exons: 2
Coding region: 1-3360 (1119 amino acids)
Biological process (GO): autophagy; response to starvation
Cellular component (GO): cytoplasm
Molecular function (GO): protein binding
Source: RefSeq, a predicted model, not a curated record